This is a messenger RNA of Symbiodinium natans, 1152 nucleotides long. The record is from the annotation of a GenBank genome assembly. Lineage: Eukaryota; Dinophyceae; Suessiales; Symbiodiniaceae.
AUGGCUCCCCUGGCAGCUUGUAGAUCCGCUCGGAGGACAACGAGGAAGCCCUUAGCCGUGCUUGUGGCGCUCGUGGCGUGCUUGUAUGCGCCCUCCUUCGUACUGCCCGCAGCGCCGGUGGCUCGCCCACUGCGCCACCAGCAGCCCUCCCGUGGCCUUGCACUCCGCGCGCGUGGAGGCGAGAGCGACUCUGCCAAGCUCGCUGUGGGAGACGAGGUCAAUGCUUUGUACCCGGAUGACGAGCAGUGGUAUCCCGGAACCAUCGAGAAGAUCAAUGACGACGGCACCUACACUGUCAAGUGGGAGGAUCCUGAGGGAGGCCCUGAGAGCCACGACGUCGCCGAAGAGAACAUCAAGAAGAUCGUCAUCUUCUCUGAUUACAAGGUGGGAGAGAAGGUGGAAGCGGUUUUCGAGGAGGAUGGCGGCUGGUACACGGCUGAUGUUGCCAAGAUCAAUGACGAUGGCUCCUUCACGGUGAAGUGGGACGACCCCGAUGGCGGCCCCGAGGAAUCCACGGUGCAGCCCAAGGAGAUGAAGUACCCCCCGAUUCCUGUGGAAGACCUGGAGAUCGGAGCAAAGUACACAGGCACCGUCAAGACCGUGUUGGACUUCGGGGCCUUUGUCGACAUUGGCGCCGAAGCGGAUGGGCUGGUCCACAUCUCGAGGAUCUCCACCCAGCGCGUGGAGAACAUCUACGAUGAGGUCCACGAAGGUCAGGAGGUCGAAGUCUGGGUCUCCGGGAAGCAGGACGAUGGCAAGUUUGGCCUCACGAUGGUGGAAGGUCGGCUGGAUGGCGGCGGCAGGCGAGCACCUGAGGAUCUGAAUCCCUUCUUUGACAUCCUUCCCUCGGAGUGGCAGAAGGGUGUGGUAGCCCGGACUGCGCCUUUUGGGGCCUUUGUCACGGUCACGCUUGAAAGCGGCGAAUCGGCAGAUGGUUUGGUUCACAUCUCCAAGCUGCAAGAUGGCUUCGUGGACAACGUGGAGGACGUCGUGCAGGUGGGUCAGGAGGUGAAGGUCCGGAUUGAGGGGGUCGACCUCGACGCUGGAAAGAUGAGCCUGUCCAUGCGAGAGCAAGGCGGCUUCGGGGGCGGCAUGGGUGGCGGCCGCCCUCCGCAAAACUUCGAAGCAUUCCAGGUCAAUGGGCCCAUGUGA